CAACGCAGGAUCGUGGCUUGCAACUCAAUCUUGAAGAACCACAGUUAGCGAACCCCGUAGACUGCCCGUGCUCUCUUUUAUAUAAGAGGCAAAGUCGCACAUUUCAAAGGAGAAGCGGCAAGACAAGUUUAUUCUUACCUUCCCUGCCCCCAGCACAACUUCAACCAUCUUCUCCGACCACGUCUCCCAUCAUCAAUACUUUCCUCCUUUGCUCGUCGCCAUGAAAUUCUCCAUCGGAGCAGCGCUUUCCUUCGCCCUCCUUUCCUCCUCGACCCUCGCGGCCCCAGCUGUCUCCCCAGUUGAAGCCAGUGCCCUCGAUAAACGAGAACAACCGCUAUGCACAGGCCACGCCCACGUACGCGAUCUCGACUGGCACGCCGCAGGAGGUGGAUAUGACAGGUGGUUCUUCCAAUUCGCAGGCUUCUCGUGCACCGAGUUCGGCGACACGCUGAACCGGUUCUGGAUGUGGGAUGGGCCGAUUGCGAAUCGUCAGUGCUACGAGAAGGGCGACGGCCAAAGCUGGUACUACGACAUCACGGUGCUGAAGGGCGAAGCCAUUUACGGCCCGCUGCUGGCCUCCAUCAGCGCCGUCACGGGCCAGCCGUGUACCGAUAUGGCGCUGCCGGACUGGGCGCUCGGAGCGUGCCAGGAGAAUGUGCUCCACCCGAGGAGUAGCAUGUGUCUCUGUGACGCUGCCUGCAAACUCCGGUACCGUAAUGCUUAACGUUAGGUUAGCGCGUAGUUAGUAACUACUUUACGUAACCUUGCUUGUAUUUCUAGUAUAUAGUACUGUGCC
This is a messenger RNA of Westerdykella ornata, 796 nucleotides long. RefSeq lists its product as uncharacterized. The record is from RefSeq and is a predicted model, not a curated record. The transcript has 3 exons. Lineage: Eukaryota; Fungi; Ascomycota; Dothideomycetes; Pleosporales; Sporormiaceae. Bases 221 to 724 code for a protein of 167 amino acids.